UUGUACCCAAAUUGUUCAGUAGUCCAGGGCAGCUAGUUCAGCUCGUCUAAUUCUCUUCACGCUUCAACGUUGACCGGGACGAUAUGGAGGAUAUCAGUCCUUACCUAUUUCGAUAUAAAGGUCAUGUCUUUGGAACAGAAUUGUCUACGCCUGAAAACAUCUUUUCACUCCAAACAUUUGAGAUAAGGGACAGCGAUAUUUUUCUGGUCACCUAUCCCAAGUCAGGCACUAUAUGGACUCAGCAGAUCGUCACGCUGCUCUGUGAAGCAGACCCUUCAAACGACAUUGUGUACGACAACAACUGGCACACAAUGCCGUGGCUGGAGAGUCCUCUGGACAUGCCCGACUACUCCUUGCGUCCCUCCCCCCGUUUAUUCACCUCUCACCUCACCCCCGCACUGAUGCCCCCUGGACUGGAGGUCAAGAGGCCAAAGGUUGUGUAUGUGAUGAGAAACCCAAAGGACAUUGUGGUCUCCUACUUUCACUUCUGCCACGCUACACCCAAACUGGAGACCCCCAAGAGCUUUGAGGACUUCUUGGAACAGUACCUGGAAGGAGCAGUUCUUGGCGCUUCCUGGUUUGAUCACAUCAGGGAAUGGUACUCAAAGAGAGAUCAGUACAACAUCCUGUUUUUGACGUAUGAGAACAUGAUCAAGGAUCUGAGGUCUGAGGUGCUGAAGAUCAGCAAGUUCCUCGGGAAGAACCUGGACAGUUCGGCCAUCGACCACGUGGUGGAGAGGGCCACCUUCAGGAACAUGAAAAAGGACCCCAAAGCCAACUACGAGUUCCUGCCCCAAGAACUGCUGGAUCGAGAGCGGGGACAAUUCCUUCGCAAAGGUACGGUCGGGGACUGGAAGAACACCUUCACCGUGGCCCAGAGUGAGCGCUUUGACCAGGUCUUCCAAGAGAGGAUGAGGGGCCUCCCACUGCAGUUCACGUGGGACAUUCACGAGCAUCCAUAGUGGUUGUUGAGGCCUACCAGUUUCAAGCAGAUACAGGCAAGCUAUCCCAGGAUUCUAUUGCAUCUAAAAGGCUGGAGGACUGGUGGACUCUAAUGGCUGCUGAUAUCUGGAAAAUCCUUCCCACUGUUCUUAGGAGUGGUGUGGGGGCUGAUUUGCAUUUGAAGGGUUGGAUGACUGAUUGGGAAUUAAAUUGAAACAAUGAAUGGUAAAACUAUCUCACCACAUACAGAAGAAGAGCUAAUAAUAAAAUACACUCUCAGUAAUAAAGGUAGGUAAAGUGCCUAAAAAGGUAAAAUUAUUUGUCACGGGGGCCUUAGCCAAUAGGUACAUACAAACCCCUAACCAGCAAUACAUAAUUACUUGGUGCCGGUUUUGCUUGGAAAACAUACUCAUUUGUCCCCAAAGAGAAUAUUUCUGCACUUUCAGGGAAAUCCUUGAGGAACAAAAAAUAUAGCUCCACUGAAACUAUUUGAGAGUAUAGCCUAGAAAGUCAAAGAGUGAUUUAACAAAUAGUACAGAUGAAUAUCCUAGGAGUUGGCUUAGCUUUUGCCUGCUGAUGUUUGUGCCAGAGGUUUUGGAAAAGUAAUAAAAGGUACUCAGACAAA
Conger conger (European conger) is the source of this 1567-nucleotide messenger RNA. Its product is annotated as amine sulfotransferase-like. Bases 84 to 962 code for a protein of 292 amino acids. The record is from RefSeq and is a predicted model, not a curated record. Gene Ontology annotation, biological process: sulfation. The transcript has 7 exons. Lineage: Eukaryota; Metazoa; Chordata; Actinopteri; Anguilliformes; Congridae. Gene Ontology annotation, molecular function: sulfotransferase activity. Gene Ontology annotation, cellular component: cytoplasm.